AUGCUCGCCCUCACCGCUUGCUGUGAGGCGCUCAUCCUGCUCAGCCCACCAGCACACCACUACGGGUACUACGACAGCAAGCGCAGCGCAAUAUACAGCUUCGUGAACACAUUCUUCGAGGCGGCCGCUGGCGCCGGCGAACAACUCUAUGUCGUUGCUGACAAUCGCACACGGCGCGACCUCUCCGAGGAGUACGGCCUGAAUGACGCGAUCGUUGGUGUUCUCGACGACAUUUGGAUCAGGGACUUCUUCGUGACGCAGCUUUCCGAUACGACACUCGUCCGCUUUGGCUACCGCCCCAUGUACCUAAACCAGCAAGAAAUCAGCUGGAUUGACCACAGCGCUCGGCGCUUUGUGGAGCAGAUCUGGCCCCGUGGCGAGGUCUCGCUACUCUCCGGGAAUGGACCGUACCCGUGCCUCAAGGAUGCUUGCGAGAUGAGGGCUGACUCUCUGGUGUUGGACGGCGGAGGCAUUGUUUGGGAGCCGACGACCCUACGCGCUGUCGUGACCGAGCGAGUGCUGCGCGACAACCCGUGGCUGGUUGGCCGUCUGAGCCUCAGCGCUGACGGCCUACCGCCGCGCCCCAUGGGCGCGGCCGAUCCGUACGCGGGCGCGCCAGCCAUCACCUCCGCCGAUCUGGAGCAUGCCAAAAGCGUCCUCGAGCGCCUGCUCGCCGAGGCCCUCUCCCCCACAAACGCCAGCGGGAUCAACGUGACCGUCGCCAUCGUUCCCGAGGAGCCGAGCGCGCCGCGCCUCGGCCAUGUCGACGGCAUCUGCAACUGGCUCGCCCCCUCGACCCUCGCACUGUCAAACUUCUCAGACCCCUCCACCUUCGCGCUCUUCGCGGCACGCCUGGCUGCCGCCUUUGGCGACGAUGUGAACAUUGUGCCCUUCCCGUACUACCCUUCGUCCGACGUCUGGAAGGACGGGUUUGAGAGCGCCGAGGGCGUCUACGUGAACUUUGCGCGGACGCGGUAUGCAAUCUACGUCCCGACCUUCGGCGCACCGGCGGAUUCUGAGGCCCUCGCUCUCGUCGCCGAGCACGCCGACCGCCCACUAGCAGUCGUCGGGGUCGAUGCGCGCGCUGUCGCCAUCAUGGGCGGCAGCGUGCGCUGCCUCAGCACCUUCCUCUGGGGAGCUACGGCAGGCGGCGUGGCGCUCAUCGCGCUCGUCCUCGUGAGCAUCCUCUAUGCACACAAGGAGAGUUGGGAGCCGCGGCACUAG
This is a messenger RNA of Emiliania huxleyi CCMP1516, 1224 nucleotides long. RefSeq lists its product as hypothetical. The transcript is spliced from 3 exons. Bases 1 to 1224 code for a protein of 407 amino acids. Gene Ontology annotation, molecular function: protein-arginine deiminase activity; agmatine deiminase activity. NCBI's taxonomy places the organism in Eukaryota, Haptophyta, Isochrysidales, Noelaerhabdaceae. The record is from RefSeq and is a predicted model, not a curated record. Gene Ontology annotation, biological process: putrescine biosynthetic process.